Molecule: messenger RNA, 624 nt
Organism: Solanum tuberosum (potato)
Lineage: Eukaryota; Viridiplantae; Streptophyta; Magnoliopsida; Solanales; Solanaceae
Exons: 1
Coding region: 1-624 (207 amino acids)
Source: RefSeq, a predicted model, not a curated record
AUGCUUCCCUACGAAGCCUUGUAUGGAAGGAAAUGUCGGACCCCUCUUUGUUGGAGUGAAGUUGGUGAAAGAAAGCUUGUUGGUCCUGAAAUCGUGCAACAAACAGAGGACAGGGUAAAAAUUAUCAAGGAUCGUCUAAAGAUUUCUUCGGAUAGACAAAAGUCGUAUGCUGAUCUUAAAAGGCGUGACAUUGAAUAUCAAGUUGGACCAGUAGUACUCUUAAAGGUGUCUUCAUGGAAAAAGAUUAUGAGAUUUGGCCAAAAAGGAAAUCUUAGACCCCAAUUUAUUAGACCUUAUGAGAUACUUGAAAGGGUUGGACCAGUUGCAUAUAAAUUAGCUUUGCCACCGGAGUUAGACAAUAUCCACAAUGUCUUCCAUGUUUCUAUUCUCAGAAGAUAUCGUUCUAAUCCAUCUCAUGUUCUUCCAGCUGAAUCUAUUGAGGUUAAUCCUGACUUGACGUAUAAUGAAGAACCUAUUCUAAUUCAAGAUCGAGAAGUAAAGCAACUUAGGAACAAGAGAAUCCGCUUAGUAAAGGUACUUUGGAGGAACCAUUCUGGAAAAGAAGCUACCUGGGAGAGAGAAGAAGACAUGAGAACCCAGUAUCCGCACUUGUUUCUGGACUAG